Messenger RNA from Sclerotinia borealis F-4128, 2049 nucleotides. Lineage: Eukaryota; Fungi; Ascomycota; Leotiomycetes; Helotiales; Sclerotiniaceae. The record is from the annotation of a GenBank genome assembly.
AUGGCUUCCCCUUUACUUUCCACCCUCACCUCUCUCACCUCUAUCAGCAGUUUCAAUAGCACUAUCAUUCUUCAAGCCGUUGAACCCAUCAUGCAUACGCUCACCCCUCUCCUAUUGGUUGGCAGUCUUGCCCUCCAAACUAUCUUUGCUUUUCCUGGUCCCAGUCGAUUUGAGCAACGCAAUGCCGAAAUAUUAAAACGUUCAGUGGAUUCUUUCAUUGCCACAGAAAGUCCAAUUGCUUUGAAGAACCUUUUGUGCAACAUUGGCUCUGAUGGAGCUUGUGCCUCUGGGGCAGCUUCCGGGAUUGUGGUUGCUUCACCCGACAAGGCAAACCCAGAUUAUUUUUAUACAUGGACUCGAGACUCUGCACUGGUGUUUAAGACCCUUGUUGAUACAUUCAUCAGCAGCAGCUAUUCUGCAUCACUUCAACAGGAGAUUGAAAAUUAUAUCAGUUCUCAAGCUGGACUUCAAACCGUAUCAAACCCCUCUGGUGGUUUGUCAUCCGGCGGCUUGGGCGAGCCCAAGUUCAAUGCGGACAAAACGCCAUUCACAGGGGCUUGGGGAAGACCUCAGAGAGAUGGACCUGCGUUACGUGCUACUGCCAUGAUUGCCUAUUCGAAAUGGCUGAUCGCCAAUGGAUAUACUUCUACUGUGCAGACUAUCGUUUGGCCAAUUAUCAGAAAUGAUCUGUCAUACGUUACUCAAUAUUGGAAUCAGACAGGUUUUGAUCUCUGGGAAGAGGUUCAAGGGUCAAGCUUCUUCACUGUAGCUGCUCAACAUCGUGCACUUGUUGAGGGAAGCGCCUUGGCCGCACAAAUAGGUCAGAGCUGUACCUAUUGUGAUUCUCAAGCUCCACAGGUUCUUUGCUUUCUUCAAAGCUUUUGGAGUUCAUCUUCAGGAUACAUCAUUUCCAAUAUCAAUGCAAACAACGGACGAACAGGAAAAGAUGCGAAUAGUAUCUUGAGUUCGAUUCAAACUUUUGAUCCUACUGCUGCAUGUGAUGCUACCACUUUCCAGCCCUGCUCGGAUCGUGCUUUGGCAAAUCACAAAGCUGUUACCGAUUCCUUCAGAUCCAUUUAUAAUAUCAAUUCUGGAAUCGCUCAAGGAGUUGCGGUUUCUGUUGGACGUUACUCAGAAGAUUCAUACUACGGUGGUAACCCAUGGUAUCUCAAUACUCUUGCUGCCGCCGAACAACUUUACGAUGCAUUAUACACCUGGAACAAACAAGGUUCCAUCACUGUAACCGCUACUUCCCUAGCAUUUUUCAAAGACUUCAGCUCUUCCAUCACAGCCGGAACCUACGCUUCGUCAUCAACAACCUACACCACUCUAUACAACGCCAUCAAAACAUAUGCCGACGGCUACGUAAACAUAGUCGCAACUUACGCACAAAGCAAUGGUUCUCUUUCAGAACAAUUCAACAGAGCAGGUGGAGCACCACUCUCAGCCCACGAUCUCACAUGGUCCUACGGAGCAUUCCUAACAGCAGCUGCUCGUCGCGCAGGCGUCGUCCCAUACUCAUGGGGCGAACCAUCCGCUUCCAAUCUCCCCGGAACCUGUUCUGCCACAUCAGCCAUCGGCACCUACUCCACCGCAACCGCAACAGUAUUUCCCGCGUCUCAAACCCCCAGCGGAGGAGGAGGAGGAGGCAAACCAACCACAACCAGUACCAGCACCAGCACCACCCAAACCACAACCCUCACAACUUCCACAACCUCCUCCUGCCCAACAGCUACAUCCGUCGCCGUCACCUUCCACGAACUCGCCACCACGUCCCUUGGUCAAACCAUCAAACUCGCAGGUUCCAUCUCCCAACUCGGAUCCUGGGCCCCUGCGUCGGCUAUUGCGUUGAGUGCAAGUGGUUAUACGAUCAGUAAUCCGCUGUGGAGCGUAACGGUUAGUUUACCGGCGGGAACGACGAUUAGUUAUAAGUUUUUGAAUGUGGCGAGUGCGGGGACGGUGUCGUGGGAGGCGGAUCCGAAUCGCAGUUUUACAGUUCCGGUUGGGUGUGCGACGAGUGUGACGGUUAGUGGGAGUUGGCAGUCGUAG